Osmerus eperlanus (European smelt) is the source of this 1244-nucleotide messenger RNA. Its product is annotated as trace amine-associated receptor 13c-like. Gene Ontology annotation, biological process: G protein-coupled receptor signaling pathway. The transcript has a single exon. Bases 1 to 975 code for a protein of 324 amino acids. NCBI's taxonomy places the organism in Eukaryota, Metazoa, Chordata, Actinopteri, Osmeriformes, Osmeridae. Gene Ontology annotation, molecular function: trace-amine receptor activity. The record is from RefSeq and is a predicted model, not a curated record. Gene Ontology annotation, cellular component: membrane.
AUGCAGAUCCUGCCAGGAGAGGAGGAGAUACAAGAUCUUCUGUUAUGCCAGCUCAACACUUCGUGCCAGAAGCAGGUUCGCUCCAGGAACGAGUCUGCUCUCGUCUACACAGCCCUCUCCUUUGUGUCUCUGCUGACGGUGCUGCUCAACAUGCUGGUCCUCAUCUCCAUCUCCCACUUCAGGCAGCUCCACACCCCCACCAACGUCCUGAUCUUCUCCCUGGCCCUGGCCGACCUGCUGGUGGGAGCACAGAUGAUCCCUCUGGAUAUGAUCACCAGAUCCAACCCCUGCUGGUACCUGGGCAGGCUGAUGUGUGCUCUGGUCCCAUAUACCAGCACAGUCUCUACCUUCUCCUCGGUAUGGAACCUGGCUCUCAUAUCUGUCGACCGCUACAUGGCUGUGUGUGAACCACUCCUGUAUCCCUCCAGGGUCACGAUGAGGAGAACUAUUUUAUCUAGUGUCCUGAACUGGAUUUGUUCUGUAAUUUACUGUGGGUGUUUUCUGAUGGACCACUUGGGUAACUCAAAUGCAUACGACAGCUGUACUGGACUGUGUGUGUUCAUAUAUUUACCCAACUCUGGUAUUGUCGACCUUUUGGUCUCAUUUAUUUUCCCUUUUGGCAUUAUCAUUAUUCUUUACGUGAGAAUAUUUGUUGUGGCAAUCUCCCAGGCCAGGAGCAUCAAAUUCAACUCACUGAAUACUGACUUGAUGAAGAAGAGCAAAUCUGAGAGAAAAGCAGCAAAAACUCUCAGUAUAGUUAUAGUAGUUUAUCUGCUUUGUUUUACUCCAUACUUCUUUUCAUCUUUCUUUUAUAAUUGGUCCUCACAGAUCAAUAUGAUUUGGAUUUAUCAGAUGAACUCCUGUCUCAACCCUCUGAUCUAUGCUUUCUUUUACCAGUGGUUUAAAAAGUCUGUGAAAUGCAUCAUAACCCUGAAGAUACUGCAGCCCUUCUCCUCUGAACUCAACCUGAUGUAGUGUCUAUUUUACAUUGUCCACCUUCUCACUGUGUCUCAGAGGGAGACAGGGUUUUAAUGGUUUGAUAAAUGAUGAAAUGACAAUGAGUUACUAUUCCUGCUCAGUGCACUGUGUGACUGUGCUUCAACCGUCCAUUUUCGAUAUACUACGGUAAUCAUGGGAUAUUUAUCAUAUUUGACUCAAUUUAUAUGUUAAUUAUAUACCUGCUAUAUACCUGCUGAGUCUGCACAGGGUUACUGUUCUAGUCCAAAGUUAAAGGAAAUUAAAGC